This is a messenger RNA of Helianthus annuus (common sunflower), 2745 nucleotides long. RefSeq names its product protein ADP-ribosyltransferase PARP3. Gene Ontology annotation, molecular function: zinc ion binding; NAD+ poly-ADP-ribosyltransferase activity. Lineage: Eukaryota; Viridiplantae; Streptophyta; Magnoliopsida; Asterales; Asteraceae. The transcript has 15 exons. Bases 132 to 2591 code for a protein of 819 amino acids. The record is from RefSeq and is a predicted model, not a curated record.
AGCCACAAACCACCUACGUGUCACAUCAUCUUCAUCUCCACCUCUUCACAACACAAUAAAUCAAACCCAACAUCAUCAUUCCAAACCUUCUGUUUCAUAACACACCAAUCUUAAAUCUUCAAACUUUAACCAUGAAAGUUCAUGAAAGAAGAUCACACAACCACCCUUCUGCUGAUGAGGACAAGAUCAUCAAAACCAGAAAACAAAAGGCUGAGAAACAAGAACACGAAAACCCCACGAAAAAACCCAAACCAGAAGACACACAUAACGCUAAUCCAACUGUCAAUGACGUCAUCACUGAGUUUGAAAAGUUCUGUAAGGCUACAAGUCAGCAUCUUUCUGUCCAACAGAUGCGUGAAAUACUUGAAGCUAAUAAUGUUCAGAGUUCUGGGUCCGAUGACACUGUUGUUUGUCGAUGCCAAGAUAUGAUGUUUUACGGGGCGUUAAGCGAGUGUCCAGUUUGCGGGGGGAUGCUGGAGUGUGUUGGUCAGAAUUAUAGCUGUAAAGGGUCGUAUAGCGAGUGGUCUACUUGUACGUAUAGCACAAGGGAUCCUCCUAGACUGGAUGAACCGAUCAAGUUUCCUGAUUUUGUGCAAGAAUCUGCUAUUUCUGAUUCGCUGAUGAAGCAUCAAGACCCGAAAGGAAGACCGAAAAGGGAGUUGAAAGCGACGGAUAAACCGUUUUCGGGGAUGCUCAUAUCGCUAUCUGGUCGACUCACUCACACCCAUCAAUAUUGGAAGACCAAGAUUGAAAAGUAUGGUGGAAAAGUAGCCAACCAUGUUAUCGGAGUGACUUGUAUAGUCGUAUCUCCAUCUGAACGAGACCGAGGAGGCUCAUCAAAAGUAACCGAAGCAUUGGAACGAGGCAUACCGGUGGUACGCGAAGCUUGGUUAAACGACAGCAUUGAGAAACAAGAACCACAACCGUUGGAUGCUUACGAUGUUGUUAGCGAUCUUUCCGUUGAUGGCAAAGGAAUCCCAUGGGACAUGCAGGAUCCAAGUCAAGAAGCACUCGAAUCUCUAAAUGCCGAAAUUAAGAUGUAUGGUAAAAGAGGGGUGCACAAAGAUAGCAAGUUGGAUAAAGACGGUGGCGUUAUCUUCGAGAAAGACGGGAUCUUGUACAACUGUGCGUUUUCGGUUAGUGAUAGGGGGAGAAAAAUCAAUGAGUUUUGUGUCGUUCAACUGAUCAUGGUGCCGGAAAACCGGUUGCAUUUGUACAUGAAGAAGGGGAAAGUCGGUGCAGACCCGCGAGCCGAAGAACGAGUUGAAGAAUGGGAGAAUGUAGAUGAUGCAAUCAAGGAGUUUGUUAAACUGUUUGAAGAGUUAACCGGAAACGAGUUUGAACCAUGGGAAAGAGAGAAGAAAAUCGAAAAGAAACCACAGAAAUUUUACCCAAUUGACAUGGAUGAUGGGUAUGAUGUGAGAUAUGGUGGCUUGGGUCUCCGGCAGCUCGGGACGGCUGCGGCUCAUUGCAAGCUCGAUCCGAUGGUGGCGAACUUCAUGAAAGUCCUGUGCGGUCAAGAGAUUUACCGGUACGCUUUAAUGGAGCUCGGACACGAUGCACCCGACCUCCCGAUGGCGAUGCUCACCGAUUUGCAUAUCAAAAGAUGUGAGGAGACGUUGCUUGAAUUCGUUGAGAAAAUAAUGAAUACAAAGGAGAAGGAACAGAAAUCGGAUGCUAUGUGGUCAGACUUUAGUCAAAGAUGGUUCACUCUCAUGCACUCCACAAGGCCUUUCGUCUUUCGAGAUCAUCAAGUUCUUGCAGAUCAUGCUGCAUCUGCACUUGAAACGGUGAGAGACAUAAACGUGGCAUCAAGAAUCAUAGAGGAUAUGAGUGGUGCAACGAUUGACGAUCCACUUUUCGAUCGGUACCAGAAAAUAGGUUGCUCGAUUUCUCCAUUAGAGAAGGAAUCAGAAGACUACAGUAUGAUCGUUAAAUAUCUCGAGAGAACCUAUGAACCUGUGAAAGUUGGAGAAAUAAGCUAUGACGUGUCUGUGGAGAAUAUCUUUCAAGUGGAAGUGAGUGCAGGCCCUUCAUUCAGUGAAAUCAAAAAGCUCCCAAAUAAAGUUCUUCUAUGGUGUGGUACACGAAGUUCGAAUCUUUUACGUCACUUGCAUAAAGGAUUCUUGCCGGCUGUAUGCUCACUCCCGGUUUCAGGAUAUAUGUUCGGUAGGGGCAUUGUGUGUUCCGAUGCGGCUGCAGAAGCCGCUCGUUUCGGGUACACAUCAGUGGACAGACCAGAGGGAUUUCUAGUUUUAGCAGUUGCUUCUCUAGGGGACGAAAUUACAGAACUGACCUCACCACCUGAGGAUACGAAGUCACUAGAAGACAAGAAAGCUGGAGUGAUGGGGUUAGGAAGGAAGAAAACCGACGAAAAGGAGCAUUUCGUCUGGAAAGAUGACAUCAAAGUGCCUUGUGGUAGUCUAGUUGCAUCUGAGCAUAAAGACAGCACUCUCGAGUACAAUGAGUAUGCUGUUUACGAUCCGAAACAGGUGUGCAUGAGGUUUUUGGUUGGAGUGAAGUUUGAGGAACAAGAUGUGAAGUAUGAAGAAGUUGAUCCAGCAGCUGGUGAGGAUACUCAAGUGGAGUGAAGAGGGUGGGUAAAUGUUUUUUGGUAUGGGGGAAUGGGAUAUUAGUGGGUAUGUUUUGGUGUAAAAUCAUCAGGAUGGUGAAUGGUAUUAUCGGAUAUAUAUAUGUUUUGUUGUACUGGGUUUAACUUUAAAUAAGUAGUUAGUGUUGUGUAUA